GGACGGAAGCCGCUGCUGUUGGAACUGUUGCCGCAGAGCACCAUCCUGCCAAGUUAGCCCGCAUCCCUCUUGCCGUCGGCAGCGUCGACUUUCUGAUAGACAAGAAGCGCCUCGGCAAAGGAUGGGACGAGAUCUUGACCAAUGCCGACCGAGCUGAGCAGGACACCUUUGCUGUCCUCAACGACUGCAGCAGCAGGAUUCACUCCUUCCUCAUCAAGAAGCGUCUUCCCGCCAACAACUACGUUUCUAUUCUGCCCAAGACCACCAAGAGCGGCGGCAUCCAGGAGCAUGGGAUGGUGCGGCGUGAGUCCAUCUUCUGUUCACGUCGGAUAGCCAUUCAGACCAUCGGCUGGAUGGAUGAGAAGAUGCGCCCCAGCACCAGACACGGGCCGGUGGGUGGGGAGAGCGGUCUCCGCAUCGAGCGGCGGGAGAGCAAAUACCAUCCGACUCCGCCCAUGAGUGAGGAUCGUUUCCGGGCGGUGUUCGGCCAGCAGUGCUUGCGGAAGGUCUCCAGCUCUGCCUUGGUCGGUACCGUCGUCCGCAAGCAGAAGCGGAUAAUCCAGCCGAAUGACAUGAAGAAACACCAGACACUUCCCUCUCCUUCUUGA
Molecule: messenger RNA, 608 nt
Organism: Vitrella brassicaformis
Lineage: Eukaryota; Vitrellaceae
Source: the annotation of a GenBank genome assembly